This is a messenger RNA of Lentinula edodes (shiitake mushroom), 1134 nucleotides long. RefSeq lists its product as uncharacterized. Lineage: Eukaryota; Fungi; Basidiomycota; Agaricomycetes; Agaricales; Omphalotaceae. The transcript has 17 exons. Bases 1 to 1134 code for a protein of 377 amino acids. The record is from RefSeq and is a predicted model, not a curated record.
AUGUCCCCUGUGGGACCCCUCAACAAUACGUGGGUCAUUAAGCGUCUUGCCACUUUACUACCUGGAAUUCCAGGUCUUUUUUUCCAGACUGGGUGCUGCUUUUAUUGGCGUGCUGGUCGCUGGGUUUCUGCUGGGAUGUUCGUGGCCUGCCCUUCUUCCUCCCCGUACCUAUGCUACCUUCAACAUCUAGUAUCUUCUUUGCAGGGCUACAUAUAUUUUUCUCAACAGAACGACACCCGUAUCAUUCAUUCCCUUGUUGGAUUGGUGGUAUUAUUCGACUUUUCACACCAAGCACUCAUCAGCCACACCGUCUACUAUUAUCUCAUUCUCAACUACGCCAAUCCUAGUGCCCUAGUGUUUGUGGUAUGGAGUUUCGUGGCCCAAGUCUUUCUUAAUGGAAUUAUUGCGUUCUGUGUGCAAGGCUUCCUGACAUGGAGAAUCUGGAGACUCAGCAGUAAUAUCUGGGUCACUAGUAUAGUGGUUUCCCUUGUCCUGGCAGAAUUUGGCUGUGUUGUCGCUUUCGGAAUAGUUGGCCUGGUUCGAAUGAGCACAUUCGCAGAGCUCGCGGCCGAUCUCAGGACACUUCUCAUUGCUGCCAAUGCACUUGCAGCAGCUGGCGAUGUUUUAAUUGCCAGUAUUUCUGCCAUUCUUCUGCAAAAGUCGAAGACUGGAUUUCAAAGGCACGCUUAUAUAUUUGCACCUAUUCUUGCUGCUCCCAGCACUUUCAUAUAUAUUCCAUUCUUCUUUUGCAUGGGUCGCUUGUACACUAACUCGCUCCUGGCUACUCUCAAUGCAAGGAAGAUGAUCCGGAAUGCAGGAGAUAAUGCACAGAUAACCAGCGGCCAGAACUUCACAUUUUCUUUCACAAGUUUCAAAAAGCCUGCUUCUCUGGUCUCUUACUCGUCUAAGAAGCAGCCUGGAGAGAUGUCAAUCCAAUUCGACACUAGGGGGCGUAGGGUCCAGGAUCGCUCAGGCUGCCGUACUUUGUCAAAGCAAGAGGAGAAGUAUGAGCUAGAAAAUCUGUCGGCUGGAAAUCUAUCUAAUGGUAUCCUCAUCGUUCCACAGGACAUUGAACUGACUGCUGGUAUCCCUACUCUCCCGAAUGAUGCACAGUUCAGUGCUGUGACCGUGUAA